Lontra canadensis (Northern American river otter) is the source of this 3308-nucleotide messenger RNA. It is a transcript of the gene DNAJC14, whose product is annotated as DnaJ heat shock protein family (Hsp40) member C14. NCBI's taxonomy places the organism in Eukaryota, Metazoa, Chordata, Mammalia, Carnivora, Mustelidae. The record is from RefSeq and is a predicted model, not a curated record. Gene Ontology annotation, molecular function: dopamine receptor binding. The transcript has 7 exons. The coding region runs from base 427 to 2538 and encodes 703 amino acids.
CCGCGUCCACAGGCACUGCUACAGCGCCCACCAGUGGUGCAGCCUGCGGAGCUAUCACUCCAGCACGCGGAGGGUGGCAGCAGAGAGCCCUUUAAGGGGCGGGGCCAGUUCUUCCUCAGGACCUCCUCCUCUGAUUUGAGUCAGCGCUUGCUCGACUGGCUCGCGCCUCCGCCAACCGCUUUUUCGUUUCCUUCCUGUCUCUUCCCUGGUGACCCCGGAAGUGGAAGUGGGCGUAGGUCGGCGGCCACGGCGGGGACGGAAGGCGGAAGCAGAGCGUGAGCGGGAGGCGGAGCCGGGGGAGCUGCUCUCGUAGCUCCCCCUGGCCCUAGGCCCAGCUGCUCGAGGGGGAGGAGUUACCGCAGCUCUUCGGGCAUCAGAACUUAUCAUGAUGGCUGUGACCUAAAAUCCUCAGGAAGCCCUGGGGUCAUGGCCCAGAAGCACCCCGGAGAAAGAGGGUUGUGUGGAGCCCACCACAGUGGUGGUGCCUCCUUCAGGACUUUAGGAUCCUCUGUGGACCCUGAAAUACUUUCAUUCUCAGGACUCAGGGACUCAGCGGGGCCUGCUUCUAAUGGUACCCGCUGCCUCACAGAGCACUCUAGUCCUAAGUACACACAGCCCCCAAACCCAGCCCACUGGUCGGAUCCAAGCCAUGGCCCCCCAAGGGGUCCAGGACCCCCUAGGGAUGGAGAGGACCCUGAUCAGAGUGAGGCAUCUUCAGAAGAAGAAUCAGGAGUGGACCAGGAACUCUCAAGAGAGAAUGAGGCUGGGUACCAGGAGGAUGGCAACCCUUCUUUUCUUUCCAUUCCAUCUGCUUGCAACUGCCAGGGAAUCCCUGGAAUCCCUGAAGGGCCUUACUCUGAGGGAGGAGAUAGCUCUUCUAGCAACUUUUGUCACCAUUGUACCUCUCCAGUUUUGGGGGAAGAUGAAGAGUUGGAAGAGGAAUAUGAUGAUGAGGAACCUCUUAAGUUCCCCAGUGAUUUUUCACGUGCGCCCAGUGGGAAGAAACCACCCCGGAGACAGCGGCACCGCAUCCCGGCCAAGGAGGAUACUCGGGAGGGUGGACGCAGAGAUCCCAGGUCCCCUGGCCGACAUAGGCUGGGCCGGAAAAGAAGUCAGGCAGAUAAGCGCAAAGGCCUGGGAUUAUGGGGAGCAGAGGAACUGUGUCAGCUUGGGCAGGCAGGCUUCUGGUGGCUGAUUGAAUUGCUGGUAUUGGUGGGAGAGUACGUGGAAACUUGUGGCCAUCUCAUCUAUGCAUGCAGGCAGCUGAAAGGCAGCGAUCUGGACCUUUUUCGAGUCUGGUUGGGAGUCUGGGCAGGGCGGCUGGGAGGCUGGGCCCAGGUAAUGUUCCAGUUUCUGAGCCAAGGAUGUUGCUAUGGGGCAGGGCUGUUCACCCGUUUUCUUAGGCUACUAGGUGCUUUGCUGCUUCUGGUUCUGGCCCUCUCGUUGGGCUGUCUACAGUUGGGCUGGCGGUUUCUGGUGGGACUGGGUGACCGGUUAGGCUGGAGGGGUAAAGCCACUUGGCUCUUUUCUUGGCUGGAUUUUCCCACCUUGCAGCGUUGCCUGAUUCUGCUGAGAGAUAGCAGGCCAUGGCAGCAGUUGGUAAAAAUGUUUCAGUGGGGUUGGCUGGAGUUGCCUUGGGUCAAGCCAAGGACUAAUAGGCAGGGGAAUGCACCUGUAACUGGUGGUCGCUACUGCCAGCCUGAAGAAGAAGUGGCUCGACUUUUGACCAUGGCUGGGGUUCCUGAGGAUGAGCUAAACCCUUUCCAUGUGUUGGGGGUUGAAGCCACAGCAUCAGAUGUUGAACUGAAGAAGGCAUAUAGGCAGCUGGCAGUGAUGGUUCAUCCUGACAAAAAUCAUCAUCCCCGGGCAGAGGAGGCCUUCAAGGUUUUGCGGGCAGCUUGGGACAUUGUCAGCAACCCUGAAAGGCGGAAGGAAUAUGAAAUGAAACGAAUGGCAGAGACUGAGCUGAGCCGGUCAGUGAAUGAGUUUCUAUCUAAGCUGCAGGAUGACCUCAAAGAGGCAAUGAAUACUAUGAUGUGCAGCCGAUGCCAGGGAAAGCAUAGGAGGUUUGAAAUGGACCGGGAACCUAAGAGUGCCAGAUACUGUGCUGAGUGUAAUAGACUGCAUCCUGCUGAGGAAGGAGACUUUUGGGCAGAGUCAAGCAUGUUGGGCCUCAAGAUCACCUAUUUUGCACUGAUGGAUGGAAAAGUGUAUGACAUCACAGAGUGGGCUGGAUGCCAGCGUGUGGGAAUCUCCCCAGAUACUCACAGAGUCCCCUAUCACAUCUCCUUUGGUUCUCGGAUUCCAGGCACCAGUGGGCGGCAGAGAGCAACCCCAGAUGCCCCUCCUGCUGAUCUUCAGGAUUUCUUGAGCCGGAUAUUUCAAGUACCCCCAGGCCAGAUGUCCAAUGGGAACUUCUUUGCAGCUCCUCAGCCUGGCCCUGGGGCCACUGCAGCCUCUAAGCCCAACAGCACAGUACCCAAGGGAGAAGCCAAACCGAAGCGGCGGAAGAAAGUGAGGAGGCCCUUCCAACGUUGACACCCCUUCUCUUCUUUCCUCAGAUCAAUGUCAGGGAGUCAAAAGGGCUGUGUAUAGCACAGGAUGGAGUUUUGACUUGUUUAUUUUUAAAUAUUUAAAAAAGGGAAAAUUUUAAGCUCAAAUUGUUCACUCAGUACUUGUAGGAAGCCCCAGAACCACUCUCCCUCCUCCACCAGCACCUAGGAACUGAAUCUUGUCUUUUGACAAUACCAAAGAAAUAGGGGGUGGCUAAAGCAAAGAUCCUAGAGCCUGGACCUGGGCUGGACAGUAUCUCCCAUGGUAGUGUGGGAAUUGGUAUUUCCCUGGGGUCUGUAUGCCUUUGUCUCUUGCUUCUAGAGCAGAUGACACUUUCCCCCCCUUUUUUAAACUACGAGUCUAUCUUAUAAUUUCUUGACCCAUUUCAGGAGGGAGCCCCCUCCUUUACCCCAACAUUCUAGUUAAAAGAGAACAAGAAAGCAUGUAGCCCUAAUUAUAGGAGAUUAUACAUAGAGUUCAGAGAGUGGGAACUUUGAAUUUUUCCUCUGACAUUCACCUUGUGGGUAAUCACCCAACUUCAUGCUUGUUGCUGCAGGGAUGGCCAAACUAAUAAUUUUUAAAAAGAAGACUCAUGCCCUCUGCCCUUGGGUGAGGGAGAAGGAUAAAGGGGCUCCCAGAAGCCCCCUUAUGAUCCAAGGGUUUGUAUUUUUUUAAGUUUGUUCAUAUUUGUAUGUACAUAUCUAUUUAAAGCCAGGGGAUUAUCUUUCUAUAAAUAUAUAAACUGGCAACCUGUA